Symbiodinium pilosum is the source of this 702-nucleotide messenger RNA. NCBI's taxonomy places the organism in Eukaryota, Dinophyceae, Suessiales, Symbiodiniaceae. The record is from the annotation of a GenBank genome assembly.
AUGGGCAAUGGUCUAGCUCGCGUCGUCUUCCAGCCUCCCCAAGCGUCGUAUGGCAAAGAUCCAAACCUCUUUUGGUUGACGACUUCCAGAGAAGAGGUCAUCCCGGCAUUUUUUGUCCGACGACAAGACGCAAGUUUCACGCUCCUCUUCAGCCACGGCAAUGCCGAAGAUCUAGGGCUGAUUAUCCGGUACUUUCGAGAGCUGAGCCACAUCCUGCACGUCAACGUCUUUUCGUAUGAGUAUACAGGGUAUGGCAUGAGCACCGGCCAGCCCCAGGAGGCAGCCGUGUACGCGGACAUCGAGGCAGCCUUCAAGUACCUGCGGGAUGAGCUUCGCAUUCCUUGGACGCAGAUCGUGCCCUAUGGUCGAUCCAUUGGAACAGCGCCGUCCAUCCACCUUGCCACCACCACCCCGGUACGGGGAGUGAUACUUCAGAGCCCCAUGGUGUCCAUCUACAGGAUACCGUUUCGUUUACGGUUCACCUUGCCGGGGGAUGUCUUCACGAACAUUGACAAAAUUGGCAAUGUUUGCUGCCCCGUGUUCAUCAUUCAUGGCACCAGGGAUGAGAUAGUUCCCGUUUGGCAUGGACAGGUCCUCUACGAAGCAUGCGUGAAGAAGGGAAUUGCGUACGAUGCCUUCGUCAUCGAGGGUGCGGACCACAACAACCUGGAGAUGCAGGCUCGACAGCCUAAUGAGAUUUAG